Molecule: messenger RNA, 1506 nt
Organism: Brassica oleracea var. oleracea
Lineage: Eukaryota; Viridiplantae; Streptophyta; Magnoliopsida; Brassicales; Brassicaceae
Product: mucin-2-like
Exons: 3
Coding region: 1-1506 (501 amino acids)
Source: RefSeq, a predicted model, not a curated record
AUGGCGAACCCCUGGUUCCCACCCAACGGCAUCUCCGCCCUGUCUCCGCCGCGUCUCACUACUGGUGAUAGCUCCAUCCUCACUCCCCCAAUCCCCCUGACCCUCCCGACCCCGAUUUCCCUCCCCUCGGUUCUGCCAGCGACGAAAUCCUUCACCCCAAAAACUGCUGCUGGUUCCAAGCUCACCGGACCAGCUUCUUCUUCGACUAGCUUCUCUAAAUCUACUGUUUCCAACUCUGGAAGCUCUGCACCUUUGAACUUCAAAAUCCUUCAACCCAAACACUCCUCUCCUAUCCAAACUAAUAAAGCAUCUAGCGGCUCCACUAUCUUUCCAACCAACCCAUCCUCAAACCAAAACCCCAAAUUGAUUGCUACAGUAAACCCUACCACUGUUCAACCAUCUUCAACCUUGCCUGCAGCAAAUGAAACUUCCGCCCCCUUUAGCCACUCGGAAACCGUUCCACAAUCAAACACCCCUCCACCCAUCAUAAACAACCCACCCCCUGCUACCUCUACACCUAUUGACCCAACUCAAUCUGUACCUCCUCCUUUUCCCACCAACACCCCUCUACUGGAGAAAAUAAGAAAACUAGAGGAUAAGUCUUUGAAGCGCCUUGCUCCGGUCACUUUGUCGGAUAAAGGAAUCCCUAGAGUUCUCACUCCGGACAGUGUCUUUCAGAAAGGAGCUGAAAUACACAAAUAUUUCAUAAUCUGCUACUUUAAUGGAAUGCCCCCUCCUUUCAAUCAAGUUCAGAGUGUCCUCAACCAUAUGUGGGGAAAAGGAAAGCGUGUAGAGAUUCAUACUAACCCCUUAUCCAGAUCCAUGUUGGUGAGAAUACCUUCAGAUUACCUAAGGCAGAAAAUACUUGAGAAAUCUGUGUGGUAUGUCGGUGAGUCCAUGUUCCAUGCGGUCCAGUGGUCCUCCUCAGUCUCAGCUUCACCACCAACACUUGAAUCUAUCCAGAUUUGGGCUCACUUGACUGGCGUUCCUUUAGACCUCCGCCACCAACAAGGAUUGAGUCUGGUUGCGGGUUUGGUGGGAGAACCCAAGGAAACGGAUGACUUCACAAAAAAUUUGAGUGGUGAAGUAGUUGAGGUUCAAGUGUCAUAUCCCUGGGUACCACCAACCUGCUCUUUCUGCAAGGAGCUUGGUCAUGUAGCUCGUAACUGUCUCCAGGCUCCUCCACCUCCGAAACCUUCGGAUGUUCCUGCAAAGAAAACACAACAAACACAAUCAGCAUCUCAAAAAGGGAAAAAUGUGCCUUCGGAAACACCUACUUCUAAAAAACCUGAAAAAACCACCUCCUCACCAUCAUCAACCACUUUCCCUCAAGCUUCCACCUCCAGUGUCCCACCUAAUCCUGACCCUCCUGCCCCUCCCAUUCACUCUCAGCCACCUAAAACUCCGACUCAAAAAAACGCUACCCCCUGGCCUCUUCUCACCUCCUUGCUGUCAUCCCAUCUCCCUCAAAAAGCCCACCUGAUACCUUUAUCACCCCCUCUCUAA